This is a messenger RNA of Penicillium daleae, 1014 nucleotides long. Its product is annotated as bZIP transcription factor. Gene Ontology annotation, biological process: regulation of DNA-templated transcription. The record is from RefSeq and is a predicted model, not a curated record. Gene Ontology annotation, molecular function: DNA-binding transcription factor activity. The transcript is spliced from 2 exons. The coding region runs from base 1 to 1014 and encodes 337 amino acids. Lineage: Eukaryota; Fungi; Ascomycota; Eurotiomycetes; Eurotiales; Aspergillaceae.
AUGGUCACCUCCAACGCCCUCCUCGUGCGAGAUAACUGGUUCACGGAGAGCCCGGCUGUCCAGGGAAGGGGGCCACCCAGAAGGCGGGAGUCCCGCUCCGGGACACGAAAGGUCUCCUCACUCUCUGCCGAGCAGUUGGAGCGAAAGCGGGCCAAUGAUCGAGAGGCCCAGCGAUCUAUCCGCCAGCGAACGAAGGAGCAUAUCGAGCAGCUCGAGCAACAGGUCGCCCGGCUUCAGAUCCAGGUGAACGAAAUGCGGCCACGGAACGAACAGUUCGAUGACCUUGUUCGACAAAAUGCCGCUCUUCAAGAGGAAAUUGCCCGGUUGAAGCAUCAACUAGCCGGUUAUACAGGUCGACAGGGUUUCGCGGACAGUGGAUGGAAUAUGGGUGAAGGGCCAAGUACCGCGGCGUCCGGUAUACCAACGACGGGCACGAUGCUCUCGUCACACUUCUCUGCGCCGACUCAUCCCUCGGCAAGUUUCCCUCGAGCACCAUCGACAUUGUCAGUCUCGAGCCGAUCAUCCCACCCCCAUGAAUGGCAGCCGUCAUACUCGAGCACACGAUCGUCAUCGCUGGGCGAGUCGUCGGACCCAGAAUUCUCGGCUCGCAUGGAGCCAUACGUGAUGGAGGGACAGUUGCAGGCAUCUUCACGCAUGGCGGCGCCCUCUCUUGCCAUCGCAAACUCCCAGAUCAGCUUUGGAAGCGUUACCAGCCCGACUCAAUCAGGCUCGGAGUCUUCUUUUUCUCAGAUGUAUCCUGUAGGACAGCAUCCACAGCCGGGGCAGCGAGGAGACGGGUUGCAGCCCGUCCCCCACUCGUCGAUGAAUCAACCUGCCGCCGGAUACCUUCCUGGCCAUCGAUCAAUGUCCCUGUCCAUGCCUAGCGUCAGUGCUCCCACUCAAUCAGCUCCAGGUCAGCCGUAUCAGUCGCCGAAUGCUCCAUACCAGGGCCAUCCCGGCCAGCCUCCACAGAGAGAUCCGUCAUACCCAUAUCCAUGGAACCCGCAGUCAUGA